CUCACUCUGGCGUUCAGGCUGAGCAGCAGGCUGGGAUACACAGGUACCAUGACCCUGCUCGAGGACAAGCUCCACACGAGAAGACUUUUUCACAGCUGAACUUUUCCUCUGUAGAAACGGGAUGACGUCUCUCUGAGGGACUUUUUCCUGCUUUGACUUCAUUUGACUUCAAACUGAGGAUUUAUUGCAGCAGCAUGAGUGUGAAGGGCAGGAAGGCUGGGCUAGUUAUCAGCUGGCAGAAGUCUCUCUCCAUCCUGGCUCCAUGGAAGAAAGGUAAAGCAGACAGGGAUGCUGUACUGGACACUGAGGUUGUCCUCACCAAAAUGAAGCUCUUCAGCCAUCUUCAUGAGAGGCUCUUCAUGGGCGACGACUCUUUAUCCACCAUCUCAACAGGGUCCGUACCCGAGCAGCAAUCUCCGGAUCCCAGCAAAGCCUCUGAGGUGAACUCACACCAAAGUGACAAACCCUGUAUGGAGUCCGGCUCAGACUACCUGUCAGCCAUUUUCUCAGAUUCCCAGCUCCCGAGGCUGUACAAGUUUGAGUCCGAGGACUCGGGAGUGGAGCUGCCCAGUGGAGCUAAUUCUCCGUCCACGCCGACCGGCUCGGAGCAGAGCUUUGUGGUCCACAGCCGAGAAUCAUCCUGUGACUCUGAUGCUGAUAAACUGGUCACGUAUGCUCAGAGCUCAGAGAUGAAGCAGGAACAGGACUCAGUGGAUAACGGUCCAGAUACAGCCGUGGACACUCAGGAUGAUGUGUUCAUUCCUGCAGUAGAACUUCACAUAGGUGAGGACGUGGACACGGACCAGUGCAGGGCUUCAGGGAUCCACCCUGAGGAGAGCGAGGAGAUGUCUGAGGGUAACGCUGUGACUGACAGGACGAGGCCUGGGAGACAAACUUCAGUCGAGGCCUGCGAGGACAUGACAGAGAACCAGUUUGAGCCUGAGCCUCGAUGGAGGAGUGGCACCAGUGAAAGUCUGGAGGAGUACAUGGACGAGUGCUGCAGACUCAGUGAGUCCCAGCAGGUCAGUUCGAACCCUCUGGGAUCAGGCCUGGGUUACCUGGAGCACAUCUGCCAGCUCCUGGAGAAGAUCGGCCAGCUGCAGGAGACGAACCUCCAUCUGCAACGGCAGAUCUGCUGUCUGCAGAAAGACAGCAGAGUGACAAAGACCAAGGAGGAUUUCUUCCAGCAGCACUGCAGCUGUGGGGCAGCCAGCCUGGCCUUCUACGACGUUCAGAGGAGACAACCCAGGAGUGAGUGUUUGUCACCCAGUGGGACCCUCUCAGACCUGUCCACCAUCCCCGAGGUCAUCCGGCGUCCUCUCGUGCCCCCCAGGAGAGAUUUGAGCAGUGAGGAGCUGAGCCCCGUCCCGCUGUGGAGGAGAAGUCUGAACCGACGGAGCUACACUGAGGGCGAGGUCCGCUUCAGAGACAGCACAGAGGGGCUGUCCAUCCCCCAUCGCAGGCUGAGUGAAAACUACACCUGGGGCCGAGUCAAAGACCUGGUGAGGAGGACUAAGCUGAGGAACCAGAGCCGCCUGGGACUGACCUCGCCUUCCCUGAAGAUGUCCUGUCCUCAGCUGUACAGACCUGACCUGGAACCAGUGGAGCCUGCUGUGAGGAACAGAAACAGGAACUCAAUGAUCGCCUUGGGAUUUCAGAGCAAACUGGACUUCCCCUGGCAACAAUGAACACCCAGCUCUGAUCACCGUAAUCCCUCACAGAGAAGAGGAGGAAACCAGGAAGUUACCAAGGAAUGAUCCAAGACCGGAGAGAGACAGAGAAGAAGAGUGGACUGAAGAAGAGACCAGGAAGUGAGGGAAAUAAAGGAGAGGACUCUGGUGAAAGGAUGUGGUUCUGCAUGUGAGGGACUCAGUGUGUGUGUAUAUUACAUGUACAUUCUAAAGUAAGCCAUGUUGUGUUCAGAGUACAGAGACGACGUAAUGACGUCUACAAUGAUCUGUGACAUCAUUUAACUGCUUUAUACUUUCUCUGUUUAUACGUUUCUAUACGGACAUUAUGAAACAUACUCAUCAGUGUGUUACAGACAAUAACAGACUGCCCGGACAGUGUGUCUGUGCAUGCAGAGAUAAUGUGUGUGAGGAGAGCCAGAUACACCCUGCAGAGGGACAUACACCAUGUUCACUAAGGAUAAGAGCCAGAUAGCACAGCUUGUUUCUUAAAGUGUACUUUUGAAAUGUUCAGCCCAUGAACUCUGGAGUGUGCAGGAAAGCACGGUCCUCUUGAUAUAACAUGUUCUGUUGGAGGGGUAUGUCUCAUGGCAUGCAGAGCUCUGGUCUGAAACAUGACAAGCCCAUGUUGCAUCACAGAAACUCUCUCGUCGUGUUCCAGACAAAGUCAUAGACUGUCCAUAGUAUCUGUGACUUCACCAUAGACCGUAUAUAUAAUGGACCUCGUUGCUCCGCCUUUUCCCAUUGUACGGUUUUGAAACCAAAAUAUCCCUUUCCAGAACGCUGACAUCUUGUACAUUUUCUGCAGCCAGAGUCUGUUUUGGAAACAGUACGGCCUACUGCAUCCUGCGUUUGAAUUUAGUCUGUAGUCUGACUGUUCUGUUCAAUCUGUGUUGCAGUACGCUGGGCCAGACGUCACUGAAUUUCUGGAUUCGGAAUGCGAAUGUAAACAACGUCCAAGCUGAUAGAUAAACUGCUUCUUUAACAUCACUUAGGAUUUAAAAAGUUAAGAGGUGAUUUAUAUGUAAUUUAAUAAUUUUCAUAGCACAUAAAAACUGAGUUCCCCGUCAAAAGAGAAAAAGCGGAACGAGCGCUGUGCAUUGUGGGAAACAUUAUGUUAGGGAGACUGGUCCGAUGCAGACUGAGACAUGUUCCUGAAUCAGGACGACAUCCGGGGAGUUUUGGCAUACUGCAGAUUUUGCUCUUGUUCACAUACUACAUAUUGAAUUUUUUCCAAAUCAGUACGUACUGCUGGUAUAGUAGGCAGUUUCGAAAACAGCCAGAGUCAGCGCAGUAGGGAAUUUGUGUGUUUCCACAGUAACAAGCUCCGCCCUACAGCGUACCAUCCCGAGGUCCUACGGAGUUUCUCUCUAAGGCAGCUGUCAAUCAAAGUAAACCUGGAGGUAAAACCCUGUUUUUUAACCUCUAAUAACUAAUGAAAAAGAAACUUUUCAGAAAAAAGAGGCCUUGAACACAAAACAGUCAAAUACUAACUACAUAUCACCACAGCAUACGGAUGGGAGAAACAUUCGUACCACGUGUAUGGACGUUUGACUGUAGCCCCAUUCAAAUGAAUGGGGGAGAGGGUUUUUUUGACCUAUACUGCAGCCAGCCACCAGGGGGAGCAGCUUUUGUUGCGGCCUCACUUCAAGCCCAGCGAGACGACGUUCAUUUUAUAUAUAGUCUAUGGACGUCACCCAUCUGUUUUUGAAGAGCUGUUUUGAGGCCAAUUGUCGUCGGCAGACAUAUUGCUGCUGUCAAGCGGUUGUGACGUAAAGAGGCGGGCUUUGAGCCUCCUCGCCAACAGCUGCAGUGUUCCCGCCUGUCAAUCAAGUCAGCUGUGCCUCUCAUUGGAAGACUCGUAAUCUUGAUAUCUUUUAAAUUUCUGUGUUAGAAAAAAUUCACCCCCGUACAGUGUGAGCCGAUCAAGAAAUGAUCUAUCCAGACUACAGUCGUCUUUUGAACCAGACUGUAAACAUGUUUAUUUCUGCUGUAAAGAUCGUCUUCUUUGAAUUGGUGUGUAAAUGGUUUCCAGUACUUCCUGGAGCCAGCCUCAAGUGGAUCCUCCAUGAACUGCAGUUUUUAGCACUUCCGCAUUGGACUCAUAUUUUUAGACUGGAGGUUGCCGCUUGGACAAAAUACAGAACCAUGAGUUUAUCACGAAAAGGUCCAAAUAAAAAAAGAAAUCUAAGGAAGAGGGAUUUUUAUCUACUUUCGUAAUAACUGAAGAUCUUACACUGCAGAGCAACUCUUGGAUCAUGAUCAAACUUAAAGUCAUACAUGUCUGUUAUAUGUUAGGUGUUGAUGCUGGACCUUCAGCACAGACACGCUGCAGAACAGAACGUGUGCACAAGUCAUUUUAAACAUCAGAUGCGCUCCACCCUUCUCUAAACACCGCUCAUAACCUUUUUCACACGUGCACUCCUGAGAGUUUCUAGAACACUUCAGGACAGACGCUCACUCAUGUCCGUCACAGGGUGUCUGAUGGGGGGACAUCCCUCACGUUACAUUAACGUUAUUGACCCCGGCCACUUGUUCUCCGUAAAUCUUCCAACUUUUACCUGCUGUGUUUGCACAUCAGCUCAACUUACCUGUUUUCGCAUCAGCUCACCUCCACUCUGCAGAAAUGUCACCAGAAGGAGAAGAGGAAAAAGUGUGGAUACAGUCGUGUUGAAAAAUGAGUUCACAUUUCUAGAACUUUUCAGGAGUUUACUGAACGUUUUUUAAAAGCCGAGGUUUCUAACACUGCUGUGUCUGACAUGAAGAACUGGUCAGUACCAAGCGACAACCUCCGGUCUCACACUAUGAAGCCCCUGGGAAGUGUUAUAAACUGCUAUUCAUCAAGAAUCCGCUUGAGGCUGGCUGCAGAACCACCAGAAACCACAUCCACACCCAUUCAAAGAAGACGAUCUUUACAGCAGAAAUAAACAUGUUUACAGCCUGGUAAAAAAAACGGCUUGACUCUACGUAGCUAAUUCCUCUAUCAGCACACACUGUACGGGGGUACAUUUUUUUCUAAUGCGACGGUUCAGAAGAUAUUAAGAUUAUGAGUUUUGCCCAAAUAAGGACAUGACUGACUUGACUCCCGGAAGUCAACACAUAGCUGUUGGCUAGGAGGCUCAAACCCCGCCUCUUUACGUCGCAGUUUGCCUGGUUGAGUUCAGCAUUUCCUAUAUGGCUUCAAAACAGCGCUCAGGAACAGAUGGGGGACGUCCCGGAUACUACGUCCAUUAGUUAUACAGUCUAUGGUCAGUACAUGCUUUUUGGUGUUUUGUGUCAGUUUAGUUUUCAGAUAAAAUCCAUCAUCUCAAAUAUUUUUUACUCUAAUAUGAGACAGACGGGACGUCUUUAAGACACAAGAUGAGCAGUUUGUGCCGUAUAACAUUGUCACGUCUGCCUCUGCAGGAACUUAACAUAAACAUGUGGUUGGCGACGUGAGAGCUCCAGACUUUCUCAGGGGUUGGCUGAACUGAAUAUUCAGUUUCAAAGAGAACCCUGGGAUGUAUUUCUUGCAGGAGAGUUUUAAUGUUGAAACAAAGAUCUCUAGCAUCAAACAAGCUAACACUGAAACAGUGUCAGCUUGAAUUCCUCGAUGGUGGUUCGUUGAUGUUUGACAGUUUAUAAGAACUGAGAUAUAUCAUCAUGUAGAAUCAUGUUCCCCUCCAAAGAGGUGAAUAUGAUGGCUCUGCAGUCACUGAAGGGACGUGUGUUGAAUUUUCAAAGACAAGAAACGUUUCGUGUGAAUUGAAGCUGGUGUUGAUCUGUAAGACGUCAGGCGACUGUACAUGAACUGUAUGCUGCAGUAUGCAUAUUGCAUCAUUAUGCAAAUUUAUUUUUCAAAAUAAAGUUACUGAAAAGGA
This is a messenger RNA of Notolabrus celidotus (New Zealand spotty), 5548 nucleotides long. RefSeq lists its product as uncharacterized. Bases 195 to 1688 code for a protein of 497 amino acids. The transcript is spliced from 8 exons. NCBI's taxonomy places the organism in Eukaryota, Metazoa, Chordata, Actinopteri, Labriformes, Labridae. The record is from RefSeq and is a predicted model, not a curated record.